AUGCAGUCAUCAUUCCAGUCCCGUGUUGAACGGGAAGAGCAGUCGCUGGAGGCAUACCGCGAGGACCGCUAUCAUGGUAGUGCUCGUGUUCGACUUGAUUGCAUCUCGUUUGAGAGCGGAUUCAGCCAACUUAUGAGCGAUGGCCGUAACUCGAUCCGAAUGGAACGUAUCUUAGAGAUUCAAGGCUGCCUACAGGUCAAUCGAGACUACCAUGUGCCAGUGUUGGUCAGCUCUGCGGACUGGGGUCACCGUAUUCGUUUUAGCGAGACUGGAGGUGGCCGCUUGCCGGAACUGAUCGUCCCUUUAGAUACUGUCCUACAUGCAAUGAAUCAUGAGAGCCUUAUCUCGGCAGCGCGAAAGUGGCUCAGCCCGCAGAACCGCUGGUGGGUGGUGGAUGUAUACGUGGAGGAUCAAGGCAGCUACGCCGGGGCCCCCGAACUCCUGAAUACCACUGGCUUACUAUGCCCAGCACCGGAAAACGCGGAGACAGACAUGGAUCUCGGACGGCGCCAACUCGGCGUCCGCCUAGUCCGUGCUCUACGGGAACAGUUUCGGAAUGAGCGACAGCCGCCCGAUGGCCUAAUUUACUAUAAGCUUCGGCUGUAUGAGGGCGCCCUCGACCAGCCGGCCGAUCGAGACGCGGCUAAUAAGUGGUGGGCCAUCCUGCAGAACAACCCGGCCACCAAGAAACACAAGUAUCUGCGAGCGUUCUUCCGCCAUGGCUGUUUCCCUCAGGCUUUCGAUGCCUUGCUUCCGAUUCCCGGGCUCUGGGCCGGAAUGCAGAUCGGGGUCCUUCAUACGCUGUUGUCCCUACGCUGUGACGAAGAAAUACUAUCCUACCUCGACCAUAUAGGAUGCACAUUCGUUACCCGGAUCUUCGGCGACGAUACAGAGCUUGCGGCGGGUGCGGACGCUGCGAGUGUCCAGAUGUUGCAGUCUCGUGUGCCGAGGGUAUCGAACCGUGACCUGGACUUUCUACAGAAAAGAAUGAAUGACGGGACUCUCUUCCCAUCUAUUCAAGACAGCACGAAGCGAGAUGCCGUCUGGAACCGACUGCAAACCAUCGAUGUCCCAAUUCCCACCCUGCAGACUUUCUUUUCUGACUUACGGUAUUUGGCUAUUGCACGGAAAGUUAUGCGAGCACUUCUGCAGAUCAACAACCCGAGGACCAAAAUGUCUAUCGACGAGAGGCUGGGUAGCCAGCACCACAUGAUCGGACGUCUUCCCCUGGGCGAGGGAAAGCGCGUCAUACAGCAAGGGCUACGCGAGCUAUGGCGUUUCAGCUUUCAAUAUGGCCUGGAGAUGACAGGGACCGCCCGCCUCCAGCCUCGCGAUCACCGAACACAAGGGGCUGCAGCAAUAAUACCUGACGUGACUGCUUCGAUGGAUCGGACGAGGCUCUGGCAACACUUCUUCUGGCUGGCUGACCACGAAGGCUUCAGCAUCCCGUCUCUCGAUGGUUUCGGGGCCCAACUGAUGGACCUCCCUAUGGUCCCAGCUGUGGCAGACAGUCCUGAGAACUGGAGUGAGGAUGAGCCUAUAUAUAGAUAA
Aspergillus clavatus NRRL 1 is the source of this 1551-nucleotide messenger RNA. RefSeq lists its product as uncharacterized. Lineage: Eukaryota; Fungi; Ascomycota; Eurotiomycetes; Eurotiales; Aspergillaceae. The transcript has 3 exons. Bases 1 to 1551 code for a protein of 516 amino acids. The record is from RefSeq and is a predicted model, not a curated record.